Lytechinus variegatus (green sea urchin) is the source of this 1872-nucleotide messenger RNA. RefSeq names its product Wnt8 protein. The transcript has 6 exons. The record is from RefSeq and is a predicted model, not a curated record. Gene Ontology annotation, cellular component: extracellular region. Lineage: Eukaryota; Metazoa; Echinodermata; Echinoidea; Temnopleuroida; Toxopneustidae. Gene Ontology annotation, biological process: cell fate commitment; multicellular organism development; neuron differentiation. The coding region runs from base 270 to 1361 and encodes 363 amino acids. Gene Ontology annotation, molecular function: frizzled binding; cytokine activity.
GGUAAUAAAAGAUGAGCUACUUCUCCUGAAAAACUUCAUUACCUUUGCGAAGUUCGAAUCGUCAACAACUUAGUGUCUGAUCACCUCUUAACUUUUGAGAGCUCCACAGCGGGAGAUUGUCAUUGAUAUACACUACGCCAAUAAACAUCAUCUCAUCUCUUGCCAUCAUUCUUAUCUUGGUUUUAGUGAUAUUAUAUUUACUUUUAUCACAACUGAGCGUGACAUAUAUUUGUGACUUUAUACUUGAUUUUUAUUUUGGAGUAUUUAUCAUGGAUAUCGCUGCGAUGUUCGUUCAUCAUCUUCUGCUGAUCGUUCUCCUCCUCGUCAACGUGCCCAUCUUUCAAGCAAUCAUCUGGUCACCGGCAAGCAACGUUCUUUUGGCAGGUUCGAAGAGGCACAUCACGUAUAUCGACAGUGUAUCUGCGGGUAUCCAGAAGGCAGUACAGGAGUGUCAGUUCCAGUUCAAAUGGGACAAGUGGAACUGCCCAGAGGCAUCCGUAUUCACUAAUACACAAGCUAAUCGUGAGAUGUCGUUCGUCCAAGCCAUCGCGUCUGCUGGGGUCAUGUACUCGCUGACCAAGAACUGCAGUCAGGGAGCGUUUGACGACUGUGGCUGUGACCAGAGGCGGAACGGAGAUACAGGCGGUGAAGGUUGGACUUGGGGCGGCUGCAGUGACAACGUAAGAUUCGGCGAACGAUUGGCAGAGGACAUCAUGGACGAUGCUCAAAAGUCGGAUGGCGCCAUCACCGUCAUGAACAUGCACAACAACGAAGCUGGCCGAAAGGCUGUGAAGCAAACCCUUCAGCGAACUUGUAAGUGUCAUGGUGUCUCCGGAUCUUGCUCUCUUCAAACCUGUUGGAACCACGUCGCCAACUUCCGGGUCAUCGGUGACGAGAUUAAGCGAAAGUACUUCAAGGCAGUACGCGUCGACUUCGUCAGCGGGAAACUCAUCGACGGCAACCGCGCAGCAGAUGACCGCUUCCCCCGAACCGUCAUGACCGCGUCCCUCAACCGCCGUGACCUCGUCUUCCUGGACCAGUCCCCCGACUACUGCCGCGCCAACCUGACCAUCGGCAUCAGCGGUACCGCCGGCAGAGAGUGCAUGGUGCGUGAGGACGUCGAAGUCUCGUCGUCGUCGUUCAACAAGGAGUCGACGUCGCCGUCGUCGUUUCGCUGGGUGAAGCAGAGCUGCAGCAGACUGUGCAGGAGCUGUGGCAUGGAGAUCCGCAAGACUGAGGUCGUCAUCACAUCAAGCUGCAACUGCAACUUCGUUUGGUGCUGUCAGGUGAAGUGCGACACCUGUAGGCGAACUGUGACCAGGCGAACGUGUCAUCCAGUCGGAUCUGCUCUGGGUCGUUAGAAGUAUUCGAACUUGAAAUGAACAUUCUCGGUCAAGCUGGACGCAUUUUAAGACUUUUUCUUUGAUGUCAGAAGAAACUGUAUACCAAACACCUUGCAUUCUACGUUCUUUUGAUAUAAAACUGUAAUAUCUUUAAAAUGGAAACUGGUUUUUCAUGAAUUAUGUCUGUAGGCCUUGAAUUUACGCAAUUAACAUAACAUGUUUGAAGGUAUUAUUUUGCUAGCUACCUAAAUAAAAAAAGGCGAAAUUUGAUGCCAUAUUAUGUCUUUACUUUCGUCUUAUGGCUUCCUGAUUUUAUAUCAAUGCCUAAUACACGGGAAUGUAUUUUGUAUAUAAUGUAAUUAAUAUAAAUGACUAUUUUGUAAUAUUGGUGGAUGGAUUUGAAUCGAAGGUCUUAGUUGACCUAUCUUUCGCUGCCUUAUUUUUCUAAUUACUUUGUUUAAACUUGCCAGGUAUAUUGAUGUUCAUGUGGAUUUUAAGGAAAAUACAUUUGAAUGGAUAUAAAACGUGA